Messenger RNA from Acanthopagrus latus (yellowfin seabream), 2631 nucleotides. It is a transcript of the gene tsc22d3, whose product is annotated as TSC22 domain family, member 3. The transcript is spliced from 3 exons. NCBI's taxonomy places the organism in Eukaryota, Metazoa, Chordata, Actinopteri, Spariformes, Sparidae. The coding region runs from base 441 to 1088 and encodes 215 amino acids. Gene Ontology annotation, biological process: regulation of transcription by RNA polymerase II. The record is from RefSeq and is a predicted model, not a curated record.
CAGCAAGCAGCUUCUGGGUUUUGCUUUCAAGCGCACUCCUGCUGAAUCGGUGCGCGUGAGUGUGUAUGUGUGUGCGUGUGUGUGUGUGUGCGGGGCGUUCACUCUCGAUCCUACCACAGUGGAGGCAGCGUCGGCCCCGAACAAAAGGCUAAACGCGGCAGAGCCACAGGAGGAGAAAACUCAGGGAUAGAAAGCAGUCUGAGUGGCCCAGCGUGACUGCACCUCUCAGGGAGGAACUCAACCUGCCUUUCAGCACCUCCUGGCCCCGGCGUGGAGACAGAACCCGGCUGCCUGCCUGUCUCUCUGAUCUGAUCUCUCUCUUCCUCAGCUGUUCAGUCUUUCACCUUGUCUUUCAUCUAGACACACCUCAGUCUCUGAGAUUCCUACACCUGCACUUCCACACCUGGGCGUCUCUCCUCUUCAUCCAGCCGCACUUCAAGAUGUCAGACGAUGACUGCCGCUCGCCCAUCGGCCUGGACUGCUGCAGCUGCUGCCUGGACCUGGCAAACGGCUGCGAUGACUCCUUGUCCAGCAGCCCGGCCCAGGGCCUCGGUACCAACGGGGGCCUGCCGGCAAGCCCCACCAGCCCCAGUGUCAGCCACUUUCGCCAGCUCCGUAACCAGCUGAUGUACCAGAACCUGAACACGGACAAGCUGAACAACAUCAUGAGGCAGGACUCCCUGGAUUCGGUGGUGAGGGACCCCUGCUUCCUGCUCAACGAGGGGAUCUGCAACAGCAACAUUGACCAGACCAUGCUGUCUAUCCUGCUCUUCUUCCACAGUGCCUCUGGUGCUAGCGUUGUGGCCAUCGACAACAAGAUCGAACAGGCGAUGGACCUGGUCAAGAACCACCUGAUGUACGCUGUUCGCGAGGAGGUGGAGAUCCUCAAGGAGCAGAUCAAGGAGCUGGCGGAGAAGAACAACCAGCUCGAGAGGGAGAACUACCUGCUGAAGAACCUGGCCAGUCCGGAGCAGCUGGAGAAGUUCCAGUCCCGCAUUCCGACAGACGUGCUCUUGGACAAUCAGAGCGGCCAGGUGACCCCGGACCAGCAGCAGACCUUCAUCCACAGCACUGGCUCUGCUGUGUAAGUGGCUCUGCCUUGGGGCGGGCAGAGCCACUGUCUCCUAACAGUAAUGGACCUCCAUUUUGAAUGAAGUGUUACGAAAUCCGCAGCCGCUGAGGAAAAACCCCUUCGAAAGCUUCGGCGAAGGUCGAAGCGUCGGGGCUGCAAACGAUCGAUGCAACACAAAAGAACUGUUGACUCUGAUAAGCACAAACCAGAACUUGAGACGCUCUGACCUGUGCGGUGUCGGGGGGCUCCCCCGCCUCCUCCCCGUCCUCUGAUACCGUCCAACUCUUUGUCGUAGUCUCCGUGUAGACAAAAGCGCUGAGAAAUGUAGAGAGCGGCUGACUAGACACCGAUGAGCGCUUGCUUUCAGACAGUUGGUUUGAGAGGGGUGGGCUUUCCCUGCCUGGCCGAACCCUUCCAACAAAACACCCUUCGCUCCAGAGAUGGGUGCGAGGAGGUGUCGAUCGGGCUGGCCCUGCAGGCGCCAACCUGGAAAGUGUGUGUUUGUGUGUGUGUAUGGGGGGGCGGGUUGCUCCCUGCACACCCAAAGGGGGGAGGCCUAUCCGAGACGGUCCUCCAUGUCUCAACAAGAAGAGCCCCCAUCGUGUGGAUUUGUCCGAUCUCCAGUACAAGUUUCAAGGACUCUCCCGGCCACACAUUUCAGCCGACAUAUCGAGGACUUUCCUGUACCUACAAUGUAUUGCUCACGUGUUCAUGUACAUUUAAGCAUAACAAGAAUAAUCAACAGGAUAAGCUAUAAGGCAACAUGAGGUGGAGGUUAACGCAGCGUAGCCUGCUAGAGCUGGUGGAUCGCUGCAGUAGACUGAUGUAAUUUGUACUCUUGUAUUUUCUGCAGAUGGGGCUUGCUGCUUUUUUAUGGGGGAAGUUAAUCCUGCUAUAUCUCCUGUUUUUUUUUUGUUUGUGAUUCCGAACAAAAAAAACAGUCUGUAAAAAAAGAAUAGGAGCAUUGUACAGUGGUCUUAAAAAGAUUGUUGUUUUGUAAUCUAGGGGGGCCUAGCUCCUCCACCGUAAACUACAAUGUACAUAAGAGUUGGAAAGAAAACGUCCGGAAGCUGGUGGAGAUGUUGAGCGAAAGCAAGACGGCGGCGUUUUUUUAUUCGUCGCUGCAGAUGCACUCCUGAUUACUUUUUUUUUUUUAGCAGCGUCGACCAGGUCCAGUUCUUGCUCAGAUGCCAACUUGAAAACAAUGGCAUGACACCAGUGCCUGUCCGUAGUAAGGAGGAACACAUUUCCUUCCACUGUGCUCUGUUGUUGUUGUUGUUGUUGUUGUUUUUCCUCUAGCUACCAAAGACUUUUUGCUUGUUUUUUUUCUUUUCUUUUUCUUUUUUUUUUUUUUUGUACUGACACAACAACAGAAGCCGAGCAAACCAGGACCAUGUGUAACAGUUCACAGGGAGAAGCUAGUGCUAAAGUUUCUAAUGUGUUUUUUUUUGUAAGGAUAACGGUCUUGUUGCUGUAAUGUAUCCUGGAAACAAGUUGUUCACUAUGGUGUUUGGAUACGACUGCACAUUUGCAAUAAACCUUAUGUUUACAUAAUACGA